AUACAGUUGCGAAGUCGACAACGCGACUUCACAGUCAUAGUAAGCCGCGAUGUACACACGCGAACAAGUGCACUUUGCAUUUGAAACAAAACACUCUCGACGCGACGUUUGACGUUUCUCCAAAGUUAAAACGAUGUUGCGUCGCGAUUGUGGUGAAAAAUGAGCGAGUCGAUGAAAACUAUGAAAAAUAAUUUGAACAGGUGGAAAAGCGCGAAUAGUGGCGGUGCUAUAUCUGUGUCUGUGUCACAUCAGUGCCAAAUUAGCAACAGCGGCAGCCAAACGAGCAUGGUUAGCGCCGCCAGCGGCACUGCCGCCUCCUCAAUCGCCGCUCCUCGCGCCCGCCUACUUCGAUCCCGAGCCAGCACGCCCCUGACGCCGCUGUCGGCACCUGAUUCUCCGGCGCGUAGGAGGGCCAUGCUUAACGCGGCAGUGGGCGGGGCUUCGGGCGGAUACGAUUCAGACGGAGGCGGAGAUUCGCUUCGAUUGGACAGAGCAGCGCAUCAGGCCGUCAAGCAGGAUAUACUCGGGGUGAAGGCGAUGCUUGUCAAGCUUAAGAGGGUAUUGAAUGAGGCGGACGAAGAUGUUUUGAUGAGGUCUGAAACUCACAACCCAUUGGAUAGCCAGACGAUUCUGAGCAAUGGGAUCUUCAGCAGCCCAUACCCUGACACCGCGUCAAAUUGUGACAGCUUACACGAAUCAGAUGAUAGUGGCACCAAGGCCAAAUUCGAAAUGGCUGAAUUAAGGAAACAGGUGCUGUUCCUGCAAGGGCAAAUAGAAGACAGAGAAACAACGAUUCAGUCCAUGCAAGAACAGAUGAUCAAACUGUCAAAUGAAAACUAUCACGCAAACUCUGCACCUGCGUCAGUGACAGCUGACUGUCAAAUGUGCAAUGCUGCCACACAAACUGAACGAAUUCGACCGAUAUCUGCUGGUCCUUCUCUGCUUAACGGGUCUCCAAUUGAUGGAACUGCUGCAUCUCUAGUCAGUGCGAGUGAUUCGUCGCCAGUGCGCAGGGGUGCGCACCGCCAGUCGUACCACCACCGUCACCGCCAAGCAAAAGCAGCGACGCCAACGACUCCUCAACUGUGGCGCAGGCCAGGGGAACCACCCGCACCGACGCAGCACCAUCAGCAGACAAGCAGUACUUCAUCCCCCUCCAGGCGCCACGGCUCGUCGCCCUCCUCUAUUCCAAGGCGAGCUCGCAGUCGAUCCAAGACGACACACGUAGUACCGAUGCCAGCGACCUCUUCCUGAGCAACUCGGCUGCCUAAGAGAUUAGCGAUAGGUAUGGGAAGAAGCGCUUCUGUCAAAAAAGUUGAUAAAGGCACAGUACCACCGGUGGUACUACAUGCUGGUACCAUUUGUACAAAUACCGAUGCCAUCAUGCCAUAAGCCUAUUUGUCCGGAGUUUAUAACUUACGUCCCCAUAAGGUUAUGAAGUCGAUAAAAAUGUGAUAUCAUAGGGUAGGUAGUACCAUCCAUUCUUGUACCAAUGUCAGCGCCCUCUUCGUGAAUCCAUCCGUUUGCAAUUUGUACUUACAUUCUCAGAGGGGUAGACAGUUUGUAAAGGUGUACCAUCGGUGGUACCAUAAGGUGGAACUACUUCAUAAGUGCUGAUGCCAGCAUCCUCUUCGUGAACUGAGCUGGUUGGACUUAUGUCUUCAGAAGAUGAUAAGCUUUAUAAAGUGUAGUACCAUCUCCGCCAGCGUCCUCUUUGUAACGUCAUCCGUUUGGACUUUCCGUUUACAUCCUCAAAGAGUUACAAAGUUAAUAAAAGUGUUGUACCACUCGUGGAUGUGUAGGGUGGUACUAUCGAUGCAAUUACGAUUUUCGUAAACUCAUCUCUCCGUGCUUUUCAUACUUACGUCCUCAGAUGAUUAUAAAGUCGAUAAAAAUUCAGUACUAUAGGGUGGUACCAUCCACUCAAGUACUGAUAACACCCGUUAACAUCCGUUUGGGAUAUGUACUUAUAUUCCCAGAAGAGUAUGAAGUUUGUUGAGGUGUAGCAUCAUCGGUAUCAUCGGGUGGUACCGACUUCUUAAAUACCGAUGCUAGCGUCGUCUUCAUGAGUUCAACUGGUUGGACAUACGUCUUCAGAAGGUUAUAAGGCCCUAUAAAGUGUGCCAGCGUCCUGUUUGUAUACGUUCGGGCUUUCGAUUUACGUCCUCAAAAAGUUAUAAAGUUGAUGGAAGUGUAGUACCAUUGGUGGUUCUAUCAGUGCAAGUACCGCUGCCAUUACGCUUUUCGUAAACUUAUCUAUCCGGGCUCCACACUUACGUCCUCAGAAGGUUAUAAAGUCAAUAAUAGUACCAUAGGGUGGUACCAUCGGUUCAAGUACUUAUGUUUACACCGUCUUCGUGAAUUCAUCCAUUUGGGCUGAGUACUCAAAUUCCCAGAAGGUUAUGAAGCUUUCCCAGCUGUAGGUACCAUAGGGUACUCCCAAAUUCAAGAGCACCUAUGCUAGGGUUCUCUUCAUGAACUCGAUUGGUUGAACUUCUUGAGAUGGUUAUAAAGCUUUAGUACCAUCGGUGGUAUCGUGGUGUGGCGCCGAUAUAUCACGUAUACUUUCUGAGCUUGAUAACCUUCUGAGGAAGAAGAAACAAACAUUUUACGACUAUUGUAUCGUUUACAUUAUAUCAGCUAUCUUUGAGAUUUUUUUCUAUUUAUUUCUACAGUCGGCAGUUCAGGAUUUUGCGCUUUUUUAUAGACUCUUAUAAGCAUUUCAAUGCAUUUUCAAAAACUGUACUGUUUAAUAUCUAUCACUUUAUCGAAAAAUCUCAAAAAUAGCUUAUCCUUGGUUUUGGAGUUACUUAUGGAAAAAGUUUACAAAUUUUAAUUAUUAUAUCAUCUAGGAUAGCAUGAAGAGAACCUUUUUGGAUUGAUAGUAAUUAGAAUUUGUACGUAUGCCAUGAAGUAUGUUUAAGUAUAUCCUCCCAAAAAAAACAAAAUCUGAUGUUAGCAGAAUAGUUCAUCCCAUGUAUGAGCAAAUAUAACUUAGCAUUUAUUAAUGACAAGUAUUACAAAAUGUCCGAUAUUUCUUUUUUCCGGGGAUAUCGUUGAAGGAAGUACAUUUUUAUUUGCCGAUACGUAAUACUAUAAUAACGCCCCUUAAAUUAAAAUGAGCCUACAUAUAUAACAAAUAUUAGCACAAGUAUUCCCACAUUAGGAAGAAAAUGUUGUGAUUAUAUCCAAUAUCAUCAAAUCAAAACUUGAACUUUAAUGCCAAUAAUUUUUUUACCUGCAGCAUAUACAAUACUGCUCAGCAGCACAACUCUCGAAACGACACACGGCGGUGUAUCUACACUAUGAGGUUAUGGGCCCAGACGUACGCGGCGUUGCCAUAUUUCGUCACAUUACUAGCGUGUACCGAAAAAUAGUUUAUAAUGGCCACUUCAUGGGUGCCUGUGGUUUGAAAUAUGUUAAUAUGUGAAUCAUACAUGCAAGGUUUAAAAAGUUUUAGGAUAUUGAAAAUUAAUAAAUGUAAAUAAGUGAAUAAAUAAGCUAAAACGGUGUGUUGUCGAAAUAAUAGUAAAAAACAACAAAUUGUUAAACUAAAAUAUUAUUCUUCAAAUUUAACAGAAAAAGGUAAGUAAAUAAACUAAGAUAGUAUUAUCUGAGAAAAGCUAAAUGACGAAAUAUAUAGUUAUUAAAAAAUUAACAAACAAAUAAACUGAACCAGUAUUUUCAGAUAAAAAUAACAAAACAUGAGGAAAUAAACUAAAAUUAUGUUUAGUACCAAUGUUUUUUCUAUUAUUUCUACAAGUUAAUGUCCAUUUUUAAUUUAUCUAUUUUAAUUAUCCUGAAAAUUUUUAGUACUUGUGUGUAUGAUUCGCAUAUUAUUAAUAUAUUUCAAAUCUCAGUCAACUAUGAAGUGACUAUAAACCUCUAAUAAUCGAUUUUUCAGCGUGUGCAUGGACAAUCAGGUAGCGAAAUAUGGGAACACCACGCUGUCAAAAGUUCCAACUAUUCCUUCUUCCUGAUCCUGAUCGAUAAUCGGUGUCGCGUGGACUAUUCUUGAAGGUCACUCGUUUUGUGCUGUUAUUUCACGUCAAAAGGAAUUGCUGGAAAAUGGUAUUUUGAAAAAACAAAUUUCCAUAUAAAAAGUGUUCCAUCCGGGAUUUAUAUAUACGGAGUUACGUAUUAAACUGUUACGAUAAACAUGCAAUAACCCCCAAAUCCGUUAGUUAUCAUAUGUUUCUUGUUUGUUGAAGUUUUAUUUAUUUUGUAUAAUUGUACGC
Acanthoscelides obtectus is the source of this 4238-nucleotide messenger RNA. The record is from the annotation of a GenBank genome assembly. Lineage: Eukaryota; Metazoa; Arthropoda; Insecta; Coleoptera; Chrysomelidae.